UUUAUAGGGUUGUUCUUAAAUUCAGUCUUUCAGAUAGCGUCUUAUCUCCCGAGGAAAAGUGGCCACUGGGAAUUGUAGCCCCUUCGCAGUAAUCGGUCACCAAUGAAAACCGUGGAGCCAAAGAUAGCGCUACCCAGUAUGUCUGAAUCGGAUCCAAACCCAUUUGACAGACUACUAGGCAAGGUGAAUCCUUCGAGUAAUGGUGGAACCUUUGCACAGCCAAGCCUCUUGGGUUGGCUAAGUAGGCUAAGGUAUGGGAUUGAAAAGGCGAGUAUAAAUCUUCAGAUAGGGUGCUAGAGCUUUCGUCUAAGAUGGGUUUGCUUCCCAGGCAUUAGAACAAGAUUAAUUUUGGUGAUCUCAUAACUUUUGUGGGGUUUAGUAGGAUAUA
Messenger RNA from Babjeviella inositovora NRRL Y-12698, 388 nucleotides. RefSeq lists its product as uncharacterized. NCBI's taxonomy places the organism in Eukaryota, Fungi, Ascomycota, Pichiomycetes, Serinales. Bases 103 to 297 code for a protein of 64 amino acids. The transcript has a single exon. The record is from RefSeq and is a predicted model, not a curated record.